Molecule: messenger RNA, 1815 nt
Organism: Thlaspi arvense
Lineage: Eukaryota; Viridiplantae; Streptophyta; Magnoliopsida; Brassicales; Brassicaceae
Source: the annotation of a GenBank genome assembly
CAGCGAUUGUGAAUUUUCUUUAGAGGAAAAAAGAAAGCUUUAAAAAAAAAUAGAUCCAUGUCCACCCUUCCAGAAAAAAAGCAGAUCUCUCGCUACCCUCUUCACCUCUUUCUAUCCUCGCUGAGACCGUAAUUUUAACUUGACAAGCCUUACACGUUCUCCAGCGCUGGAUUCAGUGACCGGAAAUUCUCCGCAAUCUUGCGAUUGCCCUCUCUCCAUCAUAUAUCUUCUCUUACUUUUCCCUUAGUCAAUUAGGGGUUUGGACGAAGAAGAAGAACGAGCGUCUCUCUCCUUAUUGAGUGACCGGAUAGUCUCCUCAAUUUCGCGAUGACACUGAUGAAGAUCGCUGCAAGAAAUCAACAAAUUUGGCCUUCUGAUGGAUCGAUUAGGGAACUGAUUCCGAUUAAGACAGACAUAUUCUGCUACCUUGCUCCUUCGAUUUUGUUUCAUAGCUUGACCUCGUUUCUUAUUGUGCAUUUGAUUAAUUUGCUUUCCUUUUUCUAGGUUUUGUGUGUGUGUUUUAGAGUUUAUCUGGGUCUUUGAAUUCUGAUGAUUUCGACUCUGAUAUACUCGAUUCUGAUGAUGAUGGUUCACAGAGAGAAACUAAAGAUGGAGACAGAUUAUCAUCCGAAGACGAAGUCCAUGGUUUAUGAUGGCAAUGAAAAUAGUGAGGAACCUGGGAGUGAUGAAGGUUCUGAGCAAAGUAAAGUCGCUGAAGAGAGUGAUUCUUCAGAAAAUGAGGUCUAUGCUUUCUCUAUUCGUUUUAGAAUUUGAAACUAUCUCUCACCAGUUACUGCACCUGGCUUUCUUUCUCCCACUGUUGUUUAUAUAUCAAUUCUAGGUACCUCAUUCCAAUGAUUUUCAUGAUCUGGGUUCUAUAUUUUCUUCCUUUUUCUGAUAUUUAGCAUUCUAGAUCUCAUGAAAUGUUUGCAUUUUCUUGUGUUUACAAAUUUAUUUAGAGUCUAGAAUAAGAAUGAAAAUUGUAGCAAAGAUAACAACUGGGAGUAUCAAAUUUGAUAUGGGGCUUAUUAACUACUGUUAGUUCUCAACUUGUAAGUUCCAAUCAAGUUUUUAGUUUUGGCUAAAAUAAGUUAAUGUGCUGCUCCUAUUGUUGGCUGCACUCUCCUUCAGGUUUGACAAGAGAACGUCUCUGAGUUAGGUCAAGAUUACCUAUCAGGAUGCAAGAUCUCUUUUCUUUUUCUUUUUGUAUUUAUCUCUGCUGAAACUGGGAUGUUCCAGUUCGAUUGUGGAUAUUUAAUUUGAAUCAUUUUUAAUAGUUUGCUUUGUGAUUUGUCUUAUUAUUUUGAUGUAAUGUUACUUGCGAGGCUUUGCCUCCUUAAUAAAAAGGCUGUGGCCAUCCAUAACCAUCUGGAGAGGAACUAGAAGGACAAGGAAAGAGGAACCGCUAAGUUGUCUCUGAACCUUAUGGAAUGGUUGUUUGUCAACAUGAAUUGGUUCACGUCCUGUUAUCAGAGACUUUACGCAGCAGAUUAGUCAGGUUAGACUACUGUUUUCAAAUCAAGACGUGCAAUCGUUUGACUAAUCAAUUCAUUCUCUCUUGUCCACCUAACUAACUAGAUUGCUGUGAUUUGAGUAUAUGAUUACUAUAGGGGUAGAGGUGUGUGUUGGCAAGGAAUGCGACAAUGUCUAUGUUUUAGGUCAUAAUGGUACCGUUUUGUAUAAUUGUAUAAGAAUUAAUGUUAGUAUAAGAUUUGAUGUUUUGUAAGACUUGAUGUAUUGUAACACUUGUUUUGGUAUGAUAUUUGUGUGUUAGACAUGUUUUAAAUGAUUAAUAAAAUAAUCUUCGAGACCAAA